Salvia miltiorrhiza (redroot sage) is the source of this 965-nucleotide messenger RNA. RefSeq names its product MADS-box protein FLOWERING LOCUS C-like. Bases 120 to 713 code for a protein of 197 amino acids. Gene Ontology annotation, cellular component: nucleus. The transcript is spliced from 7 exons. Gene Ontology annotation, molecular function: protein dimerization activity; RNA polymerase II cis-regulatory region sequence-specific DNA binding; DNA-binding transcription factor activity, RNA polymerase II-specific. The record is from RefSeq and is a predicted model, not a curated record. NCBI's taxonomy places the organism in Eukaryota, Viridiplantae, Streptophyta, Magnoliopsida, Lamiales, Lamiaceae. Gene Ontology annotation, biological process: positive regulation of transcription by RNA polymerase II.
CUUUGCUUUACUUCUUGGAGUGCUAAAUAUCUGCCCCCCUUUGCUCAACAAAUAUUCUUUUCCCCCCUCCUUAAGUAAAAUUCUCUCUCCCUCACACACUUAACUGAAGCGCGGGGGAAAUGGGGAGAAGAAAGCUCGAGAUCAAGCGAAUCGAGGACAAUAAUGCGCGCCAGAUGUCCUUCACCAAGCGAAGAAACGGAUUGCUCAAGAAGGCCAAGGAAUUGGCCGUUCUCUGCGACGUCGAUGUCGCCGCCAUUGUUGUCUCCAGUAGAGGCAAGCUAUACCAAUAUUCUAGCAACAACAACUUGACAGAGAUCCUACAACGACAUCAAAAUCAGGUUGAAAUAGAAAGUGCCUCGAAUGGAGUUGUUGAAACUCAGGAACAUAAUAAUAAAUAUGCAGAUGCACUCUCAAACACAGAGCUCCUACAAAUUGUCGAUAAGGAACUUGGAGGAGAUCAAUGUGGCGAGCAGCUCAGUGUGAUUGACCUCAUAAAUCUGGAGAAACAAUUUCAGGAAGCACUUAUCCAAACCAGAUCGACUAAGACGCAUUUACUACUUGAUUCUAUAUCAAGCCUCCAUGAAAAGGAAAAGAUGCUGGGAGAAGAGAAAAAAGGUCUGGAGGAGAAGAUUGCUGAAAGCAACACCAGUGGGAGGAGAGAUAAAAUGACAUUGGACCUCAACUUCCUAGCCGAGUGUCAUAUCAUGGACUAGCAUAUGGCUCAACUGUCCCAGGAUUUUCGGAUGUGAUACAUAUGGACAAUAUAACAACUCAAACUGAGAAAACCUACAAAUUAUUGCUAUCGCAAUAUCUAUGUCUAUAAUAUGACAUCGACACCGUUGCUGUGUGCUGUAAGCAGUGUAAGCCAUGUUCUAUAUUCUAGCUUUUGUACCACUCUUACCCAAAGCAUGGUUGUCUUGUUAUAAUAAGCAGUGCUCUACAUAUGCUCUGCCUUCUAUGCCUAA